UUUACAGCGUGUAAAACAGUGUGCUGGGCGUUUGAGUGGACCGAUAACAAUUUGCUUCGCAACUAUAUUUCGUUGUUGGCAAAUUUGCGAAAUUUCAAUAUAUCUAUGUUCGUUCGGCUCAACCAUAUAGCUUCUUAAUCCUUAAGUCGGCUUCGAGCACCAGUAUUGGGAUAAGGCCCGCAGGUGCCGAACGUGGAAGCCGUUGUUUUGUUUAGUUCUUCUCAUUACUGCAACUUGACCAGUGAAAUGCAUCCGGAUAUUAACAGAAUGAUGUUCUUCCUCGUGAGCGUCGGCCUUGUUGCAUCAUCCGAGGCUUUCUUCCUGAAGUGGGGCUCGGAACCUUCACAACCAACACAACAGAAGACAUGGCUGCAACCGAUGUCACCUAAUAUUUCGCCGGCCAUCCGCUACCAAUAUACGUACACGCCUUAUGACUCGCGCAAGAUGUAUCAGAUGCAAGCACCACAAUACCAACCUGAGCUUCAGAUGCAGCAGAGCAUGGCACCUAUCCCCAUUAGUAUUCCGGCCGGUGCAAGCCUGACGCCUGUCUCUUUGCAACACGUUCAACUUGUGCCCUGCAUGUGCCCAGUAGCUCCUGAAGAGGCGGAGAAGCUGCAAGAACAAACCGGCCCCGGUCCGUACGUAGCACAAACCUACACGCCCGCGUCAUACCCUGUGGCACAGCAAGUUCCCGUCGCACAAGAUAGCUCGAAGACAACGAACAAACAAUAGCUUCAAAAUUCCCACCAAUGGUUCUACCUUUUUAUGUGUAAUUUAUUUCAUUUAAUUACUAAUAGUUCACAUCAGCAGCAUGUAAGUGAAAACCGCUAAUGCAUCUCUUUGUAAACAUGGAAUUAGUUCGUAAAAAGAGUUCAUUGUCGCUAUUAUGUUACGCGAGAGUCAUACAAAUUGUUUAAUUGGCGUAGGUUAGAUAUGUCGUGGAAUAAUAAAACUAGAUUUAAGAUUUCAGUCCAUUCAUAAUUUAUAUAUAUACAUAAUUUUGAAGACUGAUUUGUAAUGAGACUGGAUACAUUUAAUAUAAGAUUGAUUGAGA
Molecule: messenger RNA, 1054 nt
Organism: Bombyx mori (domestic silkworm)
Lineage: Eukaryota; Metazoa; Arthropoda; Insecta; Lepidoptera; Bombycidae
Exons: 4
Coding region: 247-732 (161 amino acids)
Source: RefSeq, a predicted model, not a curated record